Morus notabilis is the source of this 5786-nucleotide messenger RNA. RefSeq lists its product as uncharacterized. Gene Ontology annotation, molecular function: transcription corepressor activity. The transcript has 8 exons. NCBI's taxonomy places the organism in Eukaryota, Viridiplantae, Streptophyta, Magnoliopsida, Rosales, Moraceae. The record is from RefSeq and is a predicted model, not a curated record. Gene Ontology annotation, biological process: negative regulation of DNA-templated transcription. Bases 403 to 4803 code for a protein of 1466 amino acids.
AGUUUUCCUCUUUCUUCUUGUCCUCCUUCCUCUUUCCUCUUCUUCUUCUCUUUCUCUCUCUAAAAUCUUCAAUUGGCUUUGCUCGCCGGAAAAUCUUCCGUCGCGAUCGGAGCAAUCGGAGCGGCGAAUUGCCGGUGACGGAAUCGCGGAGGUUCACGGCGAGGUAAGAUUUUUGAAAUCUUCCUUAGCCGUUUUAAUCGUAGUCGCCGAUUGGUUUUUCUUUUGUGCAAUUCGAUUUUUUUUUAAGCUCUGGGGAGAUUUAAGGUUCAGAUCUGGUAGAUUCGGAUUUCUCUGAGGAAUUAGGGUUUGCCGGUGGAAUUCGAUUGUCGAAUUUUGGGUAAUGGAAGGGUAGUUUUGAAACAUUGGGGGAUUUUUGUUUCUAUUUGCCUGUGGUUUAUGUAGAUGGAGGAAGGUGUGAGAUCCGGAGGGUCUUCGGGGAUUGUGGUGAAGAAUAGGAACUCGUCAGGUUGUUUGAUUGUGAGAAGGAAAGGAGAUGCCUUAGCCGGUGGACUUGUUUCUUCGAGUUCUCGGAAAGUUUCCGAAGCGAAGAAGGAGAAGAAGAGAGGGAGAUUGAUUUGUAGCGACUCAGGGUCUAGCGAUGAGCUAUUGAUCCCCCAUCGAAGAAGAGUAGGUCCGGAAACCAUUCGGGUAUGCAAUGAUUUAAGCUCUUUUGGAAAGGGUGUUGUGGAAGAGAACGAAAUCGGUAGGAAGAGAGAAAGGUUGGAGCAGAAUCGGCAUAAUGAGGAUGGUUUCUUUGGUAAUAAUGGUUUAGAUGAGAGUGAAAGAAAGAUAGGUAAGUUGGAUGUAUUUGACUUUAACGAGUAUGAUGAAAGCGGCGUUGGUUUUGGGGGAAUAAGGUUUUCGGGAUCAAUGCACAUGGCUCGGAGUGGUGCUGAGAGGGAAUUUGAAACUGGAUCGAGCAGACAUCUGGUGGACAAUAGAAGGAAUUUAUAUUUUGAAAGAAUGAACAGCAUGAACCGGGGAAGCCAUACAGGUAAGAGCAGGUUUGAGAUCAAUAGGGAGGGAGCCCAGGUCUCCUUAUUGAGAGAUAAGUUCACAGGUCAUUCAGAUCAAGCCAUUAGGCUUCAAGGGAAAAAUGGUGUUUUGAAGGUGAUGGUGAACAAGAAAAAGUGUAUGAGUGGGCCACCAGAAAGGUAUAAUUUUCUCAAACCUGAGGAAUGCCAAAAGGUUUCAAGAAUGGAAGAUACUGCCAAGAAAAAUGCUCCAGUUCCUCCUUUCUACUUGGAAGAAAAUAUUCUUGAGAAGCCAGGUUCAGUUGCUAGGUCAGAAAAGAAGCAUAAGAGUUCUCGGAAAUCAUUGCCUACAAAAACCAGCAAGAACUCCAAUUGCGACUCAGAGGAUAGUGAUGCAUCUUUGCAGCGGGAAGCGGAGAAUGUAGCAGCUAAUAAAUCUUCGAAGAGGAUAAGUUGUGAAGCUGAAGAUCCUCCUUCAUGUGAAAAGCUCCAACCAAAUAGCAUUAAAGAGGGGAAACUUAGACGUGGCAGUGGCACAGAGAAGCAAAAGCUUCGUGAACGGAUAAGGGGGAUGCUUGUGGAUGCAGGCUGGAAGAUCGAUUAUCGGCCAAGAAGGAACCGAGACUACCUAGACGCAGUAUACAUCAACCCAUCAGGAACAGCUUACUGGUCCAUUAUCAAGGCCUACGACGCACUUCAAAAGCAAGUAAAUGAUGAGGAAAACGAGGUUAAACCUAGUGUGGAUGGGUCAGCAGCUAGACUUAUUGCUGACGAGGACCUUAGUCAAUUAACAAGAAAAACUAGAAAGAAGAUGGAGAAGGAAAUGAAAAGAAAGCAAAGAGAUAGAAGUGAGAGCGAGAAUGCAAGAGAAAUUCGUGGGAAAAGAUCUACAAGUGCUAAGCAUGAUUCAGAAAGCAUGGACAGCGAUAGUCAUGAUGAUAAACUAAGCACUUUCAUGAAGCAGGGUGGCAAGUCAUUCAAGGGUAGAACAAACGAAAAUGGCUUUGCGAGUGUGAACUCAAACGGUCGAAACUAUACCCAGCAUUUGCAUGAUAGUGGUGAAAGAUCGGCCUCUGGAUCCAAUCCUCGUAUGCUACAUGGAAGAAAAAGUAGAAAAGAUGGACGAUGUACUUUGUUGGUUCGUAGUUCUGGCAAGGGGCUUAAUUCAGAAACUGAUGGCUUUGUUCCAUAUACUGGAAAAAGGACACUGCUUUCCUGGCUGAUUGACUCAGGAACUGUGCAGUUGAGCCAAAAAGUGCAGUACAAGAAUCGCCGAAGGACGAAAGUAAUGCUGGAGGGUUGGAUUACAAGAGAUGGCAUUCAUUGUGGUUGCUGUAGUAAAAUACUCACCAUCUCAAAGUUUGAGAUUCAUGCUGGAAGCAAACUGCGUCAGCCAUAUCAAAAUAUAUUUUUGGAUUCAGGGAUUUCCCUUUUGCAGUGCCAGAUAGAUGCAUGGAAUAGACAAGGGGAUUCAGAACAUAUUGGUUACCACUCUGUAGACACUGAUGGUGAUGAUCCAAAUGAUGAUACUUGUGGUAUCUGUGGAGAUGGUGGGGAUUUGAUCUGCUGUGAUGGUUGUCCAUCAACAUUUCACCAGAGCUGCUUGGAUAUACAGAUGCUUCCCCCUGGAGAUUGGCAUUGUCCAAAUUGCACUUGCAAAUUUUGCGGGAUUGCUAGUCAAAAUGCUGCUGAAGAGGACGAUACAAUUGAUUCUACAUUACUUACUUGCAGUCUCUGUGAAAAAAAAUAUCACAAUUCAUGUGUUCAAGAUAUCGAUGUCAAUUCUGUUGAUUCCAGUAUCAUAGACUCUUCUUUUUGUGGGCAGAAAUGCAAAGAGCUCUUUGAGCAUUUGCAGAAGUAUAUUGGUAUAAAACAUGAUCUGGAAGCUGGGUUUUCAUGGUCUCUUAUUCGUAGAACAGAUGAAGAGACUGAGAUCUCUCAUCGUGGGGUUCCCCAACGUGUAGAAUGCAAUUCAAAGCUUGCUGUUGCUAUGACUGUUAUGGAUGAAUGUUUCUUGCCCAUUGUUGAUAGGAGGAGUGGGAUCAAUUUAAUUCGUAAUGUUCUAUACAAUUGUGGAUCGAACUUCAAUAGAUUGAAUUAUGGUGGCUUCUGUACUGCUAUUUUGGAGCGGGGUGAUGAACUAAUCUCUGCUGCAUCUCUCAGGUUCCAUGGGACUAAGUUAGCUGAGAUGCCAUUCAUUGGAACUCGCAAUAUAUAUAGGCGUCAAGGGAUGUGCCGUCGGCUUUUCUGUGCCAUUGAAUCAGCUCUCUGUUCUCUCAAGGUUGAGAAAUUGGUAAUCCCUGCAAUUUCUGAACUUGCGCACACGUGGACAACAGUUUUUGGUUUUACUCCUCUUGAGGAAACGCUAAAACAAGAAAUGAGGUCUAUGAAUAUGUUGGUGUUCCCUGGGAUAGACAUGCUACAGAAGAUCCUGGGGGAGCAAGAACAUGAGGCUAACAUGACUUCCAGCGGAGUAUGUACGAAGCAAACGGAAGGCAAAGGCAAGCAAUGUAUUAAGCCAGAGGUGCCACUUAAACCAGAUAUUGAUUCCUCAACUAGGAAUGAGGCAACGGAGGAAGUUGCUCAAGUACAAUCUGGUUCCAGGCGUGCAGAUCGUGCCAAUGAGAGAACAGAGGAAGUAGCUGCUGCAGAAUCUAGUCCCAAAAGUGUGGAUCAUGCAAAUGAGACAAUGGAGGAAUUAGCUGCCGUAGAAUCUAGUCCCAAAACCGAGGAUCAUGCCGAUGAGACAAUGGAGGAAGUUGCUCAAGUAGAAUCUGGUUCCAAGUGUACAGAUCAUGCCAAUGAGACAGUGGAGGAAGUAGCUGCUGUAGAAUCGAGUCCCAGAGGUGUGGAUCAUGUCGAUACGAUGGAGGAAGGAGCUGCCAUAGAAUCUAGUCCGAAGGGUGUGGAUCUUGGCAAUGAAACAAUGGAGGAAGGAGCUGCCAUGGAAUCUAGUCCGAAGAGUGUGGAUCUUGCCAAUGGAACAACAGAGGAAGUUGUUGCUAUUGAAUCUAGUACCAAAAGUGUGGAUCAUGCCAAUGAGACAACAGAGGAAAUUGCUGCAAUAGAAUCUAGUACCAAAAGUGUGGAUCAUGCUAAUGAGACAACAGAUGAAGUUGCUGCUGUAGAAUCAGAGUCCAAUCCUUCUGUAGAAUUGGAGUCCAAUGAUACUGUGAUGAUGAGUGUUUCAGUGAAUGUUUCUCUUGAACUUGAGAAUCCAGAUGGAACGACAUGUUCUGAAUCUCCUUCUGGGCCCAUAAUUUCUAGAAUUAAAAGUCUUUCCCCAUCUAAAACGAGUCAUGAUGCUGCAGCAAUAGAAAAUAAAUUGGUGCCAGAUCCUCUGCUCGAAGAUAACUCCAAGUCUUUUAUUCAAUGCCGGGGUGCUUUUACAAAAGAAACUUCCUUAUUGAGCAGUUCCGUUGAAGCUUCUCAUGAGCUUAAAACUCAAGUUCCACGGGACGGGACUAUGUUUUCUGAAACUCAGCGUGAGGGAAAAUGUGUUUCUGGAAGUGAAAGCCUCUCUCCACCUGAUGGUGGUGGGCUACAUGUGGAACAUAAUCAAGUUUUCAAUUCUGUGAAAGAGAAUACAGAUUCUUUAAAAGAUGAUGUAAUGGAUAAUUCCCACAAAAUGAAGUUCGAAAAUGCCUGUUCUGUACCUGCUUCUGCAGGGAAAACUUUUGCAGAUCAGAUAUCUGAGGAAGUGAUGGAAACAACAGACGUCUCAGCAUCUAGUUCCAGUGGUCAUACUGGAAGUUCCUUGCCAGUUAAAUCUGAUUUGGAUUUUGGAGAAAACCCACAUGUGGCUUCUGAUUCGAUGAAUUGUGAGUAAAGUAUUUUUCACUGCAGUUAGUGAUUGUUACAGUCUUACAGAGCUAACGAACUUGAAAGAGAAUCUAAAUCUGGUUCCAUAGAUAUGUAUAUGCCAUCUUUUCCGAACUGCUUGCCAGUGCAGGUGAUAUCUCAUAAUAGGAGGUUUUCAUUCUUUCACAGUUUUCAGGGUCUUGGAGUAACAUUUAAUGCUCAAUUCUAGUUGUAUGAAUAAACGGUAUUGACUAUGGAAAAAUCUUCCAGUCCUGGCUAAAUUUCACGUUUAAGGUACUCGGUGAGUUCUGUGGAAUUGCAAAAUGCACUUCCAACACCUGUAGCACAGUGCAAUGUACUAUUAAGCAGAGGAUGAAGUCGCAGCCAUGGUCCUGUGGAUGCAAACCUAAAACACGGGAGCUAAUCUUUCAUGUGCCUUUCUGUGUCUCUGAAUCUGCCGGUUGUCAAAGGUGGAAGUUUCUCUUUAAUGUCUGCUCGCACCGACUUCAAGUGAUUCUGCUUGUCACCUGCACUUCAAGUGGUUGCAGUAUAAUCGAUUUUAGCAGGCUUUAGAGGUAAUCAUAACUUUUAUCCUUAGCAGCUGUGGAGAAUGAUCACGAAGACCAAAUUCGGUUACCACACUUUAAUGGAAGCAACAAGCUGAUUCUCUUCAUGGUAUGUCAAGUACCUAAUUCCGGAGAAUUUGGCUGCGUUCAGGAUUCUGCAGAGUUGAUGUCUUGAGCACGGGUCAGGUUUCGGAAAUUUUGAGAUUGGGGGUUAAUUUUUGUUCAUGGGUAAGUUUUAAUCAUAUUUAAUGCAUUAUUUUGAAUUAGAUUUCUGCAGGUGUUUUUCACAUCUGUAGACUUUUAUUGGACAGUGAGAGUCAUGUGUCUUGCUAGAUAUGAGCAUUCCGAUGUAUAUGGCUAUUUCUCUCAAUUUUUAGAUCGUCAAGGUUUGGUCAUUUAACCUCUCUUUUAUAUUCUACUGUGACCGAGGAAUUGUUUAUUUUAA